Messenger RNA from Nerophis ophidion (straightnose pipefish), 1445 nucleotides. RefSeq names its product transmembrane protein 45B (gene tmem45b). The transcript has 9 exons. Bases 465 to 1307 code for a protein of 280 amino acids. NCBI's taxonomy places the organism in Eukaryota, Metazoa, Chordata, Actinopteri, Syngnathiformes, Syngnathidae. The record is from RefSeq and is a predicted model, not a curated record.
ACACACUGCGCAGGAAGUAAGUGAGAUUUGAUAUUAAAGUUGAAGUGAGCAUCUUUACUGGUCUGAUUUAAUGGUUGGGAACCUAACCGACAAGAGGGAAACCGAAUUACCUAAGCAGAUCUAGGGUGGGGCCACGCCAUGAAACCACGCGCACGUACACGCACCCACGCGCGGUGUAACAGGUGGCAACAUACGGACAUUUGCAGAAAUUCUGCCAACUUUCUUCGGGAACUGGAGGCGGAAAUUAAGCUGCCGUCGACUCCCCUGAGACACUGCGCGUCAAGACACCCGUGGAGACACCCUUCCGACUAUCAGGAUCCAGGCAACUGACCUCUUCAACAGUUUCCAGUCAGAGAAGUUAGUGAUCAGUGGCUGCAGAGCGGACAGCAAGGGUAGCCCUUUCGGCCACUGCCUGUCUGCAAGCUGAGGAGGUGCUUGAUCUACUAGAACCAGACCACCAAACCAUGGCCAACUUUGGUGGACACGCCAUCCCCGGCUCUUUCUUCUUGCUUUUUGGAUUUUGGCUGACAGUGAAACACACUCUCCAGCACCACUGGAGGAAGACUCAUCCCAAAGGCAGAGACAUUGUGCCUCCAUUCUCUAAACGGAUGGACUGCAUCGAAGGAGGAUUGCAAAUCUUUGCUUCAUUUGUUGGCAUCAUGGUGGAGCAGUUUGUGGUGGACGGCCCACACGCUCGCCUUUACGACACGCAUAACAAUUCGUGGGUGAAGCUGAUGAACUGGCAGCACAGCACCAUGUAUCUCUUCUAUGGCAUCUCUGGAAUAGCUCUGGUCGUGAGCACAGUGUCAAAACUGGUACCGGUCGGUGUGGACCGCUUUGCUCUCUCCUUGGCGCUGUUUGUAGAAGGCUUUCUGUUCUAUUACCACGUGCACAGUCGCCCCCCGCUGGACGCUCACAUCCACUCCCUGCUCCUGGUGGCGGUUUUCAGUGGGUCAGCCAGCACCAUGGCGGAGGUGUUCAUGAGAGACCACAUUAUUUUGGAGCUGUUCAGAGCCUGCUUAUUCAUCCUUCAGGGCACCUGGUUCUACCAGAUUGGCUUUGUACUGUUCCCACCAAGCGGGCCGCAGUGGGAUCUGACUUUGCAUAGCAACAUCAUGUUCGUCACUAUGUGCUUCUGCUGGCAUUUGGCGCUGGCCUUGCUCGUCGUCGCCUGCACUGUCGCUGGAGUGUGGUUCACCAUGAGGAGAUUCUCCAGAAGAGAUCGAGACAUCGAGAUAGUAUUGCGAAAGACAUCCCCCACCGCAAGUUCUGAGAAAGCUCUACUUGAAGAGUCAGAGGAAGAAUAGUGGCUGAAUUUUUUUUUUUUUAGUUUUGUUAAUUGUUUUCACAGCUAACUAAAAUGUGAUUGACACAAAAAAGCCUUCUUAUCUUAUUAUAAUCCAAAACACUAAACAUACACAUUACAUGGGGAAAAGAUGUGAGCU